Chaetomium globosum CBS 148.51 is the source of this 8247-nucleotide messenger RNA. RefSeq lists its product as uncharacterized. The record is from RefSeq and is a predicted model, not a curated record. NCBI's taxonomy places the organism in Eukaryota, Fungi, Ascomycota, Sordariomycetes, Sordariales, Chaetomiaceae. Gene Ontology annotation, molecular function: fatty acid synthase activity; zinc ion binding; DNA binding. The coding region runs from base 1 to 8247 and encodes 2748 amino acids. The transcript has 13 exons. Gene Ontology annotation, biological process: fatty acid biosynthetic process; regulation of DNA-templated transcription; secondary metabolite biosynthetic process.
AUGUCUAACACGAGAUUACCGGACCGGCUGGGCCCCAAGAGGCUGAAGAUUGCCAUUGCUUGUGAUAGCUGUCGAACAAGCAAGAAAAAGUGCGAUGGCGCACGCCCAGCGUGCAACCAGUGCCAGAGGAAACGCACCCCUUGUUCCUACCGGAACGACUCAGUCGGGGUUGAUGUGGCCGCCCAUGCCCACGAGCCCAAUGCCACGGUUACUGCGAGUUCAGCGAUCCGCCAUGUGCCGCCUGUCAAUAAACACUUACACGCAGCUCUGCCGGGCCAAGCUUUGCUUCCCGAUGCCGAGCCGCCGGACCCUGACGGGACCCAGUCCACCGAUCCCCCGCCCGGAGCUGUCCACGGCGUUUUUGCCGUCGAAGUCAAGGCAGCCCUCGAUGCAAAAAUGGGCAUUCCCCCCGCCGGCAGAAAGACCAUCAGUUUGACCCCGAUGAAAGACGCCCCGUUGUUUGACUUGCGACUCGGCCGCGAACCGGGCGACGACACUGUCGAAAGCAGCAGUGUGCUGCCCCAACGGAGACAUGCCGAUCAUUUAAUGGAUCUGUUUUGGCAGCAUAUUCAGCCCAUUGAACCCAUCCUCGAACAGGCCCUCUUCAGUCGCUCUUAUGACGCACUGUUUGCCGGUCGCCCGCUGCCCGGCGGCGCCGACGAGCGCCUCUUUUUAAGCACUCUCAACGUCGUCUUCGCCCUAGCCACCCAACUCCGGGAAGGCCUGCCCGCCGACGAGAGGAAUAUGGCCGCCAACACCUACUUCCGCCGCGCCCAGGCCAUGCUUCGUGUCGAGGCUGCUUUGUGGGAGCCCGGCUCCCUCGAGGUUGUCCAGUGCCUGCUUCUCAUGGCCCGUUACCUGCAGUGCUCCAGUCACCUGCACCAAACGUGGAUGACCGUGGGAAUUGCCGUCCGCAUCGCUCAGAGCAUCGGCCUCGAUAGGCCCAACUCGCCCCCGACCGAUUGCCUAAGUAGAGUGCCACGUCAUUUCAGAGAGCAGUUGUGGCAAUGCUGUGUCUAUGUCGACAGGAUGGUUUCUUGGAUGAUGGGCCGGGCGCCGAUGGUGUUGCUGCACGGUCUGCCGCAUCGCGCCGCCAAGGUAGACAAUAAUACCCAGGGAAGCGAUCAGACUGCUGCCUACCUCACCAAAACCAUGGAACUAUACGAAAUCUCCAAUCACAUUUCCUUCUCCCAUCUUCCCCUUCGCAGCAGCAUUCCGGAUCACCUUGGCCUCCCGCCCUUGUACCGUAUUGAGGACCACUUCAGCAAUGUAUCGAGAUACGAUGCCUGUCUGGACAGAUGGGCCGACGCCUUACCCCAGUCUCUACGAUACAGCCAUAUCGAUCGCCGUGCCCAUCCCAACUCUUAUAAACAGGCGCUAAUUCUUCAUCUACGCUUUCUCCACGGCCGUGUCACCCUCUUACGGCCCAUGCUAGCCCGCCACUGCCUCUCGCGCAUCCCGUCCGCCCCAAGUGACAGCACUGCCGAUAGGAGUGGAAGUCUGAGUCCACACAUCGUACAGGACUGCGCUGCCCUCUGCGUGGAGAACGCACAAAAGGUGAUCGCGCUUAUCGUAAAUGAAUGCUCUGCCACGGGAUACCCCGACGCCCCUGUUGGGGGGCCAGCAGGCAACGUCGGCUCCGGCCCCAGUGGUGCAAUUCCCUGGUGGUACCGCGUUUUCUAUCUGCACGUCGCCGGCAUCGUACUCAUGGCUGCCACCUUGCAGCCCAACCUCUGCACGCCGACCGUGUCUGAAUCGUGGGCCCGCGCCAUGGCCGCUUUGCGCGCCCACGAACACCUGAGCCCGUUUGUGUCACAAUGCCUGGCGACCUUCGAAACGUUGUCGGCGGGCAUGAGCACCCAGCAAGAGCCUCCCCAAUGUGUUCCUCCAGUGGCAGAGGAGGGAACACCUGGGAAUUUGGAUAGCGCCUCGGUGCCGCCACUUCACGAUGUAUUGUUUCAAGAUAUAGCGUUUGAAACCGAAGCCAUGUUUUUUGGUAUGGAGGACAACUCUUGGAGCAACCCCAAAAUCUUCAUUCCUCAGCAACAAACCUCCGGGGCCGGCUUACACCCCACAAAGAAAUUGCCCGAGGGUGGCCUCCCUGAAUUGUCCGACAGGGAGGAUCGGUCAUAUUUCCGGGGUUCGAUGCGGCUGCAGUAUCGGCACUAUCGGCAGCGGCGGCACGGCACGUUUUCAUGCACCGCCGAUCACGAACUAUCCGGGGGAAAGACGCCCGGGAGCUCACUCUUGAGAGUUGAGAAGGAACUGUUUUGGGACGGCGGCCACUCUUUCAGAGUUAUUCCAUUCCUCAUCUCAAAGAUCAUGGACGAAUCAGUCUCCACCAAACACUUACUCCUGUUUGGGGAUUACUCGGUGGAGAAGCUCCCAGCCAUCAAAGCUCUAGCUCAGCAUGCAAGGACGACACCCGCCGCCGAAAGAUUCCUUCGCGAAAUUACCGCCGUAAUCCAGCUCGAGUUUAGCAGAGCCGACAGAGCCAUCCAUGGCUGGGACAGGGGGUGCGGCUCUCUGCUCGAAAUGGCAGAGGCCGUGGACAGCCCGGGCGGCAACAACCUCGCCGUUUCUACCGUGCUGUUGUGUGCCGGAAGACUAGGCCAGCUGAUAGUACAUGCCGAUGCAGACCCAACCAUUCUCGGCUCACCUACCAACCCCGUCGACAUCAUCGGUUUCUGUGGCGGUCUACUGCCCGCCGCCGUAGCUCUGGCGGCACACGACACAAGUCAGCUUUUUGCUCUCGGUCGCGAAAUCGUCUCGAUCAGCUUCAGGUUGGCUUGUGAAGUGGCCCAGCGAAAGGGGUUGAUUGAUGCUACGCCAACGAGCUGGGGGAAAACAUACGUCGGUCUCGCAACUGACCAUGUCCAAGAUAUACUCGACAAAUUUCACGAGAGCCAGAACAUCCCGAAAUUUCGCAGGAUUACCAUCGGUGUUGUUGCACAGGGUUGGCUGACGCUAAUCGGGCCGCCGUCGUCGAUGGCCGAGUUGACCUCAUGGUCCCCCGUAAUACAGGCUGCUGCGGGUAUCAAGACAGAUGUGGACGGCCCCAUGCAUAGUUGCUGGUCACCCAAGGUAGACGCAGCCAAAAUUGUAGGGAACUCGACACUCCUUCAGCAACCCCUGAAUCCGGCCAAGGCACGGAUGCUGUCACCCGCUGGCUCGUGUGUAAAGUACGACCACCCAACUCUAGCUUUGCUCCUCGAAGAAAUUGUCGAGGACGUUGCCCACAAGCCGCUUCACAUUACGGAUACAAUCAAGGAGACUGUGGCUGGUUUGCAUGGCGCCGAUCACGUCACGCUCUCCGUUAUGGGCCCAACAAACCACCAAGCUGCCGCCACGCAAGCUCUGAAAGCCUCUGGAAUCAAAUACGAGGUCAAGCAAGCCAGCAAAGAAACAACCGAGGAUGGUGGAACCAACGACCGCGGCGAUUCAGGCCUCGUCGCCAUCGUAGGCAUGGCCGGUAGGUUCCCCGGCAGUGACACCGUCGAAGGAUUUUGGGAGGACCUCCUAGACGGGAAAUGUCACAUCAAAGAGAUCCCCCCUUCCCGCUUCGACAUCUCAGCCUACUACGACCCAACCGCCACGAAGCCCAACUCGACCACCGCCCGCCACGGCACCUUCCUUAACUCCCCCGGCCUCUUCGACCACCGCCUCUUCAACCUCUCCCCGCGCGAAGCCGCCCAAGCCGACCCCGGCCACCGCCUACUUCUCACCACCGCCUACGAAGCCCUCCAAUCCGCCGGCUACCACCCCGGAACCAGCUCUCCCACCGACCCCACCGCCACCACCCCCAACGGCGCGCGCGUCGCCACCUACUUCGGCCAGGCCGCCGACGAGUGGCGCGAGGUGCUCAACCAGCGCGGCGCCGACAUCUACUACGUGCCCGGCUUCAGCCGCGCCUUCGCGCCCUCCCGCAUCAGCCACCACUUCGGCUUCGGCGGCGGCUCCUACGCUCUCGACUCGGCCUGCGCCACCAGCGCCACCGCCGUCGCCAUGGCCGCCGCCGCGCUGGUCGCCAGGGAGUGUGACAUGGCCCUGGCGGGCGGGGUCAGCGUGCUGUCGUCGCCGACGACGUACGCGGGUCUGAGCAGGGCGGGCAUGUUGAGUGCCACGGGCGGGUGUCGUGCGUUUCAUGAUGACGCCGAUGGCUAUGUGCGCGGCGAGGCGGCGGGGGUGGUGGUGUUGAAGCGGUUGGAGGACGCGGUGCAAGGGAAUGAUCGCGUGUUGGCUGUGGUGAGGGGCGCGGUCAGGGCGUAUGGCGUCGGGGCCGCGUCCAUGACGAGGCCGUUUGCGCCCGCGCAGGAGGUCGCGUAUGGGAGGGUGCUGAGGAUGGCGGGCAUGGAGGCCGAGGAGCUGGCGUUUGUCGAGAUGCAUGGCACGGGCACGCAGGCCGGGGAUGUGGAGGAGAUGAAGUCGGUUAUUGGGGGGUUGGUGGGGAAGAGGGGGAGGGAUAACCCGUUGACUGUGGGCGCUGUGAAGGCCGCGGUUGGGCAUGGCGAGGGGAUCCCUCCGCAGCCCGGCUGGCCGUUCAAACUGAACCACAAGUUCCCCGACCUGGCGAAGGCUAACAUUAGGAUCCCGACCAAGCCCACCGCGCUUGUCCCGAGUCCGAAGAGUGGUGGGAAGGUCAAGCUUGUUGUUAACAGCUUCGAUGCUUCGGGCGGCAAUGUCUCGAUCGCCCUCGAAGAAGCACCCAAGCAGCCCCUCAAAACAGCCGACAGCCGGGUCUGGCAUGUUGUGGCCGUGUCUGCCCGGACGCCCGCCUCGCUCCACCAGAACUGUGAAAGGCUGCUCGACUUCCUCGAGCGCCACCCGGAGACGAAGCUUGCAGAUCUCGCCUACACGACGACCGCCAGGCGGAUGCACGAGCCACUGCGGCGUGCCUACGUUGGGGACACCGUCUCCGCCAUCGUCCGCCAGCUCCGCAGCGAUGUGAACAAGCCUGCUGAUGCGUCGCAAAUCAAGAAACCGCGCCUGCCCGGUCGGGUGUUUGCCUUCACCGGCCAGGGCUCCCAGUAUACCGGCAUGGGCGCUACUUUGUUCCGCACUUCGAGGCAGUUCCAAGCUACCCUUCUGUCUUACCAAGACAUGGCCAGCUCCGUGGGACUGCCGCGCUUUGUUGACUUGAUCUCUGGUGAAGAAGACGUUGCUGGUCAGUCGACGGUCAAGAUCCAGCUAGCCAUCGUCGCCUUGGAGAUUGCCAUGGCUAGGCUGAUGGAAUCCUGGGGCAUCACACCUAAUGCGGUCAUCGGCCACAGCCUAGGCGAGUACGCGGCUCUCUGCGUCGCGGGAGUUUUAUCCAUCAGCGACACCCUCCUACUCGUCGGCAAGCGGGCAGCGCUUAUGGAGAAGCACCUGGUUGCCGACUCGUAUGCCAUGCUUGCUGUUAGCACAACCGAGGAGGCGCUGGCUGAGUCUAUCGACAAGCUUGGGUUGGGUUUCUGCGCGGUUGCGUGCGCCAAUGCGCCGUCUCUGACCGUGGCUAGUGGCACCGUUGCCGAUAUUGAUGCGCUGAAGAGUGCUUUGGAAGCGGACGGCCAGCGGGCGACUCUGUUGCGGGUGCCUUAUGGCUUUCACUCAAGUCAAGUUGAGCCUGUGCUUGACGAAUAUCUGCAGGUUGCCCGAGGGGUGCCUUUUGCCGAGCCCAACAUUCCCGUCGUGUCUACCCUUACCGGCCGAGUUGAGCGCGAGGCUGCGUCCUUCUCCCCUGAGUAUCUCGUACGGCAGGCACGAGAGAAGGUCAACUUUACCGGAGCCAUUGAAGCCGGUGUUGAGGCUGGUCUCUUCAACGAUCAAUCGUUGUGGUUGGAAAUGGGACCUGAUCCUGUUUGCCUUGGGCUCAUCCGUCGCUGCCUCGAUAAGCCGUCCAGCUUGGUGCCGUCUGUGAAGCAGGGCAAGGAUAACUGGGCUACGAUCUCAGACCUUCUUAAACGGGCCUACGAGUCUGGCAUCGACGUCGACUGGCCUGAGUUCCACAAACCUUUCACGGGUUCGCUCACGCUUAUCGACCUACCAACAUACGCGUUCGACUCGAGGGAUUUCUGGACACCGUACAUGACGCAAGUCCCUUCUGCAGUAACAGCUAUCGUAAACAGCACUCCCGGUUUCCCGACAACUACCCUCCAACGCGUCGAGAGUGAGAAGACUGAGGGCACUGCCAAGAUUGUAACUUUCACCUCGACUCUCUCUGACGAACGUCUGCUCGAGGCUAUCAGGGGCCACGUGGUGGGUGGAUUUGAGGUCUGUCCCCUGGCUAUCUACCAAGACAUUGCUCUCACCGCGGGGAAAUAUCUCUUCCACCACACAUACGGUAACGCUUCCACGUUGCCAGCUAUGUCCAUCAGGCAGGUGGAACUGGGCCAAGGGCUAAUAAUCGAUCCCGAAACGGUUUCAAGCACCGUACUGUACGUGACGGGGUCUUAUAAGAUUGCCGAUUUGGCCGUCGAUAUCGAGUUUAGUUCCAAGCGCGCUGGCCAGCUGACGCAGCACGGCAAGUGUCAAGUCGCGUUUGACACGACGGCUCUAUGGCAAACAACACUUCCACAAACACUCUACCUCGUCAAAUCAAGGCUUGACUUGCUCCGGAAGCAAGCUGAAUUUGGCAAUGGGCGCCACCUUCUCAAACGAGAGGCCUACGAACUCUUUUCGGGCGUGGUAUCCUAUGCAGCUCCGUACCAGGCUAUUCAGGAUGUCAUCCUAGGAGCCGACUACGCGGAUGCCGUCGGCACAGUCAAACUGGCCGAUGUGUCUGCCCGCGGAACCUUCCACUUUAGCCCCUACUGGCUUGACGCCGUCACCCACCUCGCGGGGUUUGUGCUCAACUGCGGCCUUCGGUAUCCCGAGGACAUAGCUUGUCUCGCCGUUGGGUUCGACGCCUGGCAUUCCCUGAGGGAGCUUCGGGCCGGGGAGACGUACACGGUCUAUACCUGCCUCCAGGAUGUUGCAGAUGAGGGGCAUAUGGUGCGUGGUGACUGUUAUGUCUUUGCCGGCGCCGACCUGGUGCAGGCCACGCUCGGCAUAAAGUUCCUACGUCUGAAGAAGGUCGCCUUGAACAUGAUCCUCGGUGGUGGCCGGGCGAGCGUGGUGGGCCGCAGUGAGAUGCCGCAGACCAGGUCUUCCACUACCGACACGGGCAUUUCCCCUAAAGUAGCGUUACCGGCGAAACCUACAGGGUCCGGUAACACCCCCAACGAGAUGAUUAAAACCCUACUGGCCAUCAUAAUCAGCGAGAGCGGCUGCAAUCCCGACGAAGUCAGCGACGAGAGCCACUACUCCGACCUUGCGAGCCUAGCGCCAAACUACGAUGCAGGCGGAUCAGUCGAACAGAAGCGGAGCGCGAGUCGGGACUCGAGCCUCACAAAACCGCACUCCUUAGUCACGAUGUUCCGAGCACGUCCCACUACGACACAGCGAGGACCCUGCAACUCCGUCGCAUCGACCGCCCCAGAACCAGCCGACGACGGCGACAGCGCGAACACACCGCCCACCCCCGAUCUAACCAAAGCCAGCCUCCUCCUCCCCACCAACACCACCGCCGCCGCCGCCGACAAAGAACAAGACCCCCCCCGCCUCCCCACCAUAACCGCACAAACAACCCACUACCAAGGCCCGCGCACCCCGACCACACCCAACCUGUUCUUCCUCCCCGACGACACGGGCUCCUCCUUCGCGUACAUCGCCCUCCCGCCGCUAGGCACCGACCUAGGCGUGUAUGGCGUCGAUGUACCCCAUCUCCCUCAUCUCCACCACCCCAACACGGAGACGGACACGGACAUGGAACCUGAACCCGAACUACUUCUCGCGGCGGCGGCCGCCGCAGCCACGGCUGCGAUACGCGCCGAGCAGCCCGCGGGGCCGUACAUGCUGGCGGGCGCGGGGGCGAUGGGCGCGAGGUUGGCGUAUGAAGUGGCGCGGGGGCUGUUGGUGGGGGCCGGGGAGGCGGUGGAUGUGUUGGUGUUGAUGGAUUGUGGUGGUGGUGAAGACGAGGAUGGGAAGGGGUUGGGGUUAGUGCCGUUGCCGGUGGAGGCGGCGGGCCGGAUCAAGGUUGCGGUGCAGGUGCUUGCGCGUGGGGAAGGUGUUGGUGCUGCUGACGAGGGGGCUGCUGGUGGUGGUUGGGGCAAGUUUGUUCCAGGGUUGGAGGUGUGUCGGGCGGAGGUGGAGAGUGGGAUGUUUUUGGACUUUUCGAUGACUGUUGGCCAGAUAUGUAAGGGCAUUGUGGAGGGGGCAAUGGCGUGA